Molecule: messenger RNA, 1884 nt
Organism: Scheffersomyces coipomensis
Lineage: Eukaryota; Fungi; Ascomycota; Pichiomycetes; Serinales; Debaryomycetaceae
Exons: 1
Coding region: 1-1884 (627 amino acids)
Source: RefSeq, a predicted model, not a curated record
AUGGAUUCAGAUGAAGAAGAUGAUCUAUUUUUAUCAGAGUUUAUUGAAAGUCAAAUGAAUGAAGCUGAGAAAGCCGAAAAAAGGGACAAAUUCUAUAAUGAUGAGUACAUUUACAGUUUCUUCACUUAUCAAUUACCUAAAUUUGAUAAUUAUACCAUACUUGAAAUUCUUAAAGAUAUGCCCAUUGAAACAUUUCUUUUAUUACAACUGACUACUAAUGAUAAAUUCAUUAAACAACUUAAACUUAAAGAUAUAAAUCCAAAGCCAUUAGAAUAUUCAACUUUUUGGCAUAAUGAUUUUUCUGGAGCUUGUAUUCGUGAAAUUGAUAAUUGUCAAAACACCAUAAUUAAUUGCAUGAACUAUAAUAAAACUCUAGGUCAUUACAUACCUAUUAAUUUCAGUAUCCAUCAGGAUGGUCAGCAACAAAUUUGUUUACCUGAAUUUCUUGAAGAUUUAUUAGACAAUAAUAAUUAUUUUGAAUUGGAAUUGCAAAUUAGGGGUUUUAAUUUUACUCCAUUAUUGAAAUCUCUUGAAACGUUUAGAUUUGGUCAUAGAGUUACUCAAAUUGUAUUUUGUCCCUAUAAAACACAGAGAGAAUCAGAUGUGACAAAAUUAGAUAUAGAUUUUUCCAACUAUAUAAAACUAAAUAUGUUUUAUGCCUGGAUGAAACAAACUUUAACAAUUAACUUACCACCAUCUUCCAUUCAAAGUUUAACUUCUUUAACCCUUGCUAAUAUUUAUGAUCCAAAUUGUCUUAUUAAAUUAGAUAAUUUAAAAACUCUUCAAAUGAUGAUAAAAGAAGAGGUAGAAUUUGACAUCAAAUAUUUACCACGAAAUUUAAAAGAAUUAAGUUUAUUAUGUAAUAAUGGGAUUAUUAAUAUUAAUUCGGAAAAUGAUUGGCCUCAAAAUUUAGAACAAUUAAAGUUACAGGAUGUACACUUUCUUGGAUUCCCCUUCGAGAAAUUUCAACAUUAUAAACUACCUCCAAAUUUGAAAAAGUUAUCGGCUGAUGUUCAUGUAUAUCUUGAUAUGUUUACUCAAUUACCUGAUUUAUUAUCAAACUUAGAAAUUUCUUUAGGUCCUAGAGCGUUUGCCACUGAAAAUAUUCUAAAAGUUCCUCUUGGACUUAAAGACUUACAAAUUUCCAAUUGGUAUCUGAUAAGUUCUAGUGAUACAAUUGAAUUUGAAAGUGCUUUGGAAAAAUUGAUCUUAACAAAUAUUUCUUUCCCAUUACCUCAAUUAAAUUUCCAAACAUUAAAACAUUCCUUAAGAGAUUUAGACAUAAGCAAAUAUCAACAUGAAAUUUCAUUAUAUCAUAUGAAUUUCAGUCAAUUUACAAGCUUGGAAACUAUAAUUAUAUCAUCUUCCACUUUUGAAAGUUUGGAAAAUUUCAAACCAUCACCAAGUAUUACAUAUAUUGAAAUUCAUAAAUGUCACAUACGAUCAAUCACAGAUGAGUGUCUCUUAUUUAAUUCUCCAUUGGACUUUCCAAAAUUAACCGAGAUAUCAUUUAUCGAGUGUGAUAUCAGCUACAUAAGUCCAAACAUCAAAUUACCAAUCAAUUUAAAGAGUUUUAAAAUUCAUGAUAACACUGUUAAAGGUUUUUCAUUAACGAAUUCUAUGAUUUAUCAUCCAACUUUAGAGUAUUUGACUGUGGGAGUUAUAAAAUUAUCAAAAUUAAUACCAGAUGACUUAAAACCGUUGGAUGUUUAUUUCAAAUCAAAACUCAAAACAUUUUCAAUUGAGUAUAUUAGUUGUUCACAAAUGAAUCUUGAUCAAUUUUGUCAUGCUUUGGAACAAGUAUUUAGAAGGAAGAUUCUUCGUAAACAUCAAUUUGAUUAUAAGCUAUAUUCCAAAGUUGAUUUGGUUUUUGUUCAUCAAUAG